CAUGUUGGCUCUAGAAUCCUCCCGUCAACAACAAUUCCCCUUCUUCUCGCAAGACCAACUCGCUCUAGAUCCCGAACUUAUGGAUUCAUAUGGAUUCUCCGCCAUGCAACCAAACCUCCAAUCCCAAAACCACGAGCAUAUUCAUUCAUACCCCCAACAGACCUACUACGAAUCCUCAUCGUCGUGGACAGACCAAACUCCGGAUAUGGAGUUUCAACAAAAGUCGCAACAGCAUAUGCUCUACCCUGGUGGUGGCGCUAAUUCACCUCUAUCAAUGGUCGCGUCGCAUUAUUCCGCUGCUUCCGGUGCUUCUGUUGCGAGCGCUUCUUCAUCGGCUAUGGGAUCUCCAUACUCUGGCGCUGCGCACACUUUCCAGGAUUCAUGGAUGGAUGGCGCUAAUGGGUUGUUGGGUAUGCCCAUGGGUAUGAUGCCUGAAAUCGACUACCCGCUGGCUAGCAUGGAGGGAGACGCUACCUUUGGUGCUGGUACCAAGUAUCCCACAGUUGAUCCCUCUGCGAUUCAUCACCCUCUUCACACCCCCAUGCCUUACGACGACCAGGUCAAUAUGUCUCAUUCAUCUGGUUUCGUCUCUCCUGCUCAGAUCGGCUCUCCAAUGCCCAGUCAUCAAAACUUGGGUCUGCCCCAGCCCCAGAUGAACACAUCUUCCCCUUAUCUAGGCGUCCAGCACGUCAGAAGCUCCAGCGUCGCAGGCUACGAACGGCCAUCAUCUAUCAUUUCUUCUCUCUCCCCACGCUCCCAUCCCAGCCCAGCAGCUAGCAACACCGACGUAGAAGACGAAGGUCGCGAGAAGCGACGAUGUCCCUGGCCCGACUGCGGCCGAUCUUUCAAGGAUCUCAAGGCUCACAUGCUAACCCACCAAAGCGAGCGACCUGAGAAAUGCCCCAUCGUCAAUUGUGAAUACCACCUCAAGGGCUUUGCGCGCAAAUACGAUAAAAACCGACACACCUUGACCCACUAUAAAGGGACAAUGGUGUGCGGUUUCUGUCCGGGAUCCGGCUCGGCGGCUGAAAAGAGUUUUAAUCGCGCCGACGUCUUCAAGCGUCAUCUCAUGUCCGUCCACGGCGUUGAACAGACAGCCCCCAACUGUCGCAAGAGAAGCCCAACUUCAUCUUCUGUAGAACACCAGAAACUCCUCCCUGGAUACAGUGAAGAUGCUACUGGCAAAUGUUCUACUUGCUCAGCUACAUUCAGCAAUGCUCAAGACUUCUAUGAGCAUUUGGACGACUGUGUUCUUCGUGUUGUUCAACAGGAAGAGCCCAGUGAAGCCAUUAAUCAAAAACGAUUGGCUGAAGUUGCUAAUGACGAGGACGUCAAAUUGACCAUGGAAAAGCACCAGCUGCUGGAUACAGCUAGUUCCAUGGCCAAUGCCGACGAAUAUAACGAUGAUAAUGACGAUACUUAUGAGGCUGACGACGCCGACGAAUCCAAUAUUAAUACAUUAAACAACAAAGCAUCUGGAAAAGGUGCCAUCACAAAAUCCAACAGCCAAAGAUCAUCAUCCUCACGAGCUGUCUUGGGAGCCAACAGCGCCGUCUCAAAGCAUAACAAUAAGCCCCGUGCCAUCACCCGACGACGAGGGAACAGAAACAGCUACCCGCAUUCAUGGGGUACACCAAUGGCGAAAAUGAAGACCAAAAAACGCGUCCUCUGCGCCUACGAUGGUCCGAGGAGGCUAUGGAAAGACGAAAUGAUGCUCGACAACGAAUUCGAAGUCCGCAUCGCUCUCCCCGGUGGUGCCGGUGACGGCACAAAUCGGAAUGCCUACGUGACUGAUCUCGAUAUGGUGAGUCUCAAGAGGGUUGAGGGAAUCUUUAGCGCAACUGAGGAAGAGCGUGGUCCUGCGAUGCCAAACACUACUACGUCAAAUCGGCUUAUGGGUCAGCCGGCUAUGAUUUUGCCGGAGGUGACUCAGGAGGAUUAUGGGUUUGAUAUUGAUGAGUUGAUGGCAUACAAGGAGCCUUAUGCUGGGAAUCGGCAGGAUGGCUUGUGUGUUUAGUCUUCUGCAAUAUUCAUACCCAAUAUACGAUAUCCAAUAUCCCCUCUCCUAUUCUUCAUUUGUAUCUUACGUGAUAUCAUCGUUUAUAUUUUCUGAUCUUUCUGGCAUCUCAUGAGUGAGCAUGGAGCGUGUUUUUUUUUUCUUCUUCCUUUUCAUCUGCAGCGAUCCAAACAAUUUUUUACUACUGGGUUAUCAACGGUGGUCUCAUCUAUUUUUUCUCUUCUCCAUUCCGAAAGAACGAGAAAACAAAUAAAUUAUGUGUUAAUACGUCUUGUCUCCUUUUACUUGCUUGGUUUUAUGAGUCAAUGACUCGAUUCGGUCUUUUCCUUGGACUCUGGAAGUUGGGAGGGACUUUGUGUUUUCUGUUUAAAGAUUUAUUUACUUAUCUACACCAUUGAAAUUGAAUUGUGAUACCACUUCUGUG
Molecule: messenger RNA, 2441 nt
Organism: Talaromyces stipitatus ATCC 10500
Lineage: Eukaryota; Fungi; Ascomycota; Eurotiomycetes; Eurotiales; Trichocomaceae
Product: C2H2 finger domain protein, putative
Exons: 2
Biological process (GO): regulation of transcription by RNA polymerase II
Cellular component (GO): nucleus
Molecular function (GO): RNA polymerase II transcription regulatory region sequence-specific DNA binding; DNA-binding transcription factor activity, RNA polymerase II-specific
Source: RefSeq, a predicted model, not a curated record